This is a messenger RNA of Musca domestica (house fly), 1394 nucleotides long. RefSeq lists its product as uncharacterized. The coding region runs from base 116 to 922 and encodes 268 amino acids. NCBI's taxonomy places the organism in Eukaryota, Metazoa, Arthropoda, Insecta, Diptera, Muscidae. The transcript has a single exon. The record is from RefSeq and is a predicted model, not a curated record.
AUAGCAGCACCGAACCGAAAUUCAUUUGACAUUGGAAAUUGGCGGCAAAAAUGCUUGCGGACUCGCCAUGACUAACCUAAUGUCAAAGUAAUCAUGCGGUGGAACUAUAAAAACCAUGGCCCAUCACCAACUCAUCAUCAUACCACCACUUACAACAAUCAAGAACACAACAAGCAGUAGCAGCCACAGCAACAGCCGCAGGAGCAAAAAAAGCAACAAAACAAAGAUGGCCAAGUUCUUUACAAUUAUUGCAAUUAUUGGUGUCUCACUGGCUUUGGUGGCAGCUGAGCCGGCUCACUUUAGACAAGCGAAGCGGUCGGGAGCUUUGCGGGCACAAAAGGUGGUGCGCAAGUCAGCACGUCAACAGGUGGCUCCUUCACCCGCCCCCUAUCCCCCGGCUGGUGUAACGCCUGAAAUUCCCUUCGAAUUGCCCACAGAAACUGAACAACCUUUCGCCCAGCCCGAUCCUACCUAUGGACCACCUGAAGUAACCCCCGAUGAAACCUAUGGCCCACCAGAGCCCACACCUGAUGAGACCUAUGGCCCACCAGAAGCCGAUCAACCCGCCAUUACUGAACCCGAUCAAACCUAUGGCCCACCAGAAACCGAAGAAGAGGCAGCAGCCACUCCCGAUGAAACCUAUGGCCCUCCAGAAGCCACCGAACCCGAUCAAACCUAUGGCCCACCAGAACCCGCCACCACUGAUACUGAACCUGCCAUCGAAGAACCAGCCGCCGAAGAAGUUCAACCCGCUGCCGAUUCGGAAUUGGUCGCCCAAAACAUCAUCCAACCAAGACAAAAGCUGGUGCGCAGCCGUUCCCGUCCAGCCAAGUUGCGUGCCCGCAAAUUACCCAUUGCUCCCCGGGCAAGCAUUGUAGAAAUCAUCCGUUCAGAACCGGUUCUCGUUUACACUUUGCAUUAAAGGAAAAGUGUUGUAAACCACAGGUUUACCUCAAUGAAAUUGUAGAACCAAAAUCCCUCUGGUCCAUGUGGUUGUGGGUGGGUAUGUAUGGAACUCACACAGACCCAUGCCAGAGUUAGCUUAUUCCCAAAAAAAACCAAAUACCAAAUAUCAACUACCAACUACAUACAGAUAGGCGGAUAGAGAGAGACUAUGCAGUAAUUUAGUUAAAAUUCAUCUCGGUUAAGUUUUUUAAGUUUGUUAAUGAGAGUGUGUGCGUGUGUGUAUUUUGUUUUGUUAAAGUUCGUUUUUUAUUCAUCUAUAAUUAAAAAUAAUUAAAAUAAACCACAUCUGAAUAUAAAUUUAAAAAUAAAACAGCGUUGUUUUGCAUUUUGGUGGAGUAAACAGGCGAAGGAGGAAAAAUAGAUACAAUUCUUGCUGCUGAUCGGAAUAUGUUUCAUCAAAACUUAAGACGUCAUUCCGAAAGAUGGCA